Thermothielavioides terrestris NRRL 8126 is the source of this 225-nucleotide messenger RNA. RefSeq lists its product as uncharacterized. NCBI's taxonomy places the organism in Eukaryota, Fungi, Ascomycota, Sordariomycetes, Sordariales, Chaetomiaceae. Gene Ontology annotation, biological process: secondary metabolite biosynthetic process. Gene Ontology annotation, molecular function: flavin adenine dinucleotide binding; oxidoreductase activity, acting on CH-OH group of donors. The record is from RefSeq and is a predicted model, not a curated record. The annotation marks the transcript as partial. The transcript has a single exon.
UUCGCUAAGAAGGCGCUGGGCAGCUUCUGCCAACCUGUCGGAAUCUGCGCCAUGUUGCCCCGCAAGGACGGCGGCGUCAUCGACUCCGAUCUCCGCGUCUACAGAACGACCGGACUGCGUGUCGUCGAUAGCAACAUCACUCCUGCUCCCCCUUCGGCCUACAUCCAGGCCGCGACGUACGGCAUCGCCGAGGUCGCCGCCGCCAAGAUCAUCUCCGGUGCAUAG